Messenger RNA from Bactrocera latifrons, 4098 nucleotides. RefSeq names its product synaptotagmin-4 (gene Syt4). Gene Ontology annotation, molecular function: SNARE binding; calcium ion binding; clathrin binding. Bases 1176 to 2672 code for a protein of 498 amino acids. Gene Ontology annotation, biological process: calcium-ion regulated exocytosis; regulation of dopamine secretion; cellular response to calcium ion. Gene Ontology annotation, cellular component: membrane; axon; synapse. NCBI's taxonomy places the organism in Eukaryota, Metazoa, Arthropoda, Insecta, Diptera, Tephritidae. The record is from RefSeq and is a predicted model, not a curated record. The transcript has 5 exons.
AGCGUAUGGAAUUAGCUUUCUUCACCAGCCAACUAAUAAGCGCUGCACCGCGCAUGUGCCAGUUUAAUGAUUUUAUGGACUCAAACUCGUUGAAUGCUACGCAUCAAGACGAAGUCAACGGCCAGUUCUAACAGUAAAUACUCGUGAACUCGCAGCAGACGAAGACCACUACAAUCGGAAUAUCGACGCUAACGCGCGCUGUGCCAACACAUUUGCAAAUUGUUAAAAAUUCUGCUAUACGCAAUUUUUCGAAAAGCCUGAAAGUAUACUAGGAAUUUAGGAAAAGUGUAAACUGCAGUUUUUGAAGUGCUAACUACAUUGUGGCAGUGCGGAAAUACACAAAAUUAAAAGUUUUAACAAGUAUUACCUGCGCAAGCCGAACACCUACGCGUAAUACGCAAAAAUAAUAAUUAUACAGUGAAAUACGAAACACCAACACAAUUGGAGAGUACAACACACAUAAUAUUAUAAAAUUCAAAACAAAAAGUAAAAGUAUUUUUAAUAAUAAAAGAGUAAUAGGAGUCAUUGAAAGGUUUGGCGAGGUGUAAGCGACGAAAGCGGCCUAUAGUAAAAAGUGUGAUUCAUACAAUCCUUGCUACCUGCAGGCAUCGCGUAACCGCAAGUGUCCGCGGCAAAACCCACCCUCACCAAUAACAAUAAAACCAAUAACAAACAUCCUUACCACCACCAAGUACAAAGCAUAGAUUUCGAAAGAACACGCUAGAGCGUAUGGAACUCGUCUGGGAACAGCAGCUCAACAACACACCGCAGAUAAAUACGACAUCGACGACUACGAGGACGACGACGAGGACGACGACUUCGUCAAUCGCGAAGACAAUUCUCUUCGAUUCAGCGAAUAGUAAUUACAGCUGCUUGUUUAUUCGUGUGAGCCAUUUUGGAAAAAUCGAUUAAGUUUGUCGAAGUUUUCAAACGCAAUGCGUAUUAACACAAUCAAGCUCAGAUAAAACAAUAAAACAGUUUUUUGUGAUUAGCAAAAGAAAUUGCCUAAACAUUUAAUGCGUAGAUGUAGAUGCGCUUGAGAUUUUUAAUAGAUUUCGGUAAAAACUGCCAAUACGCGUUAUUCAACAACGUCAACAAGCUGGUGGUGAACACUCAGCACAACAACAACAAAUACAACUAAAAAGCGACGCAUUAACAGAUUUGUUGCAAUCAAGAUGGGCGACGAGUACAGCCCAGAUGUCAGCUCCAUGGAGACAAUAAUUCCAGCGAUUUUGGGUUUUGCUGCCGCUGCAGCACUCUCAGCUGUGGUAUACAUUUGUGCUAAGCGAAUACGUGCACGCAACCGUAAGCAGAAUCAGCAUGACGCAUCAUUUCCCUUUCAGCCAACAAGGCGCCCAACUGCUGUGCGCUCGCCAAGCGGCCAACCACCACACUAUCUGAAAAAAUCUCCAUCGCCGACUGGCACCAAACAAUUGGGCAUUUUGCAGCCAAUGCAAGAUCAGAACACCUCCCCGAUUGCACCGCCGACUAUGAAAUAUGUGGAGGAAGAUGAGAUACAACCAACCCGACACAGUCGCCAGCUAAUGAACGGCGAACAGAAGCAUUCCCCUACCAUUGAGACACACGCCACCGUCGUUGGUCAGACCACAGGCGGUAAUGGCAACAAUAAUGGCCACAAUCACUAUCAUCACCAUCAUUUGAGUGCCAUGGAAGACACAGCCAAGGAAUUGACUAUCGAUCAGUAUGGAAAAUUGGGCACGAUUUACUUUAAGCUACGCUAUUUGGCCGAACGCAAUGCACUAAUGGUGUCGAUUAUACGUUGUCGCGGUUUACCCUGUAAGAGUGGUGGUGGCGGUUCCGGUACCGGCAAUGGCGCUAGUGGUGAUGGUGGUGGUAACAGCAAUGGCAACAAAAACGGUUCCAAUGGUUCUAAUGACUUACCGACUAGCUUGAAUGGACGUACUCAAACUGCCACCGAUCCGUAUGUAAAGCUUCAACUUUUGCCCGACAAACAGCAUAAGGUGAAGACUCGCGUUGUACGCAAUACACGCAAUCCAGUAUACGAUGAGGAUUUCACAUUUUACGGCUUGAACAUCAGCGAUCUACAGAAUAUGUCGCUGCACUUUGUUAUACUCAGCUUCGAUCGUUAUUCGCGUGAUGAUGUCAUUGGCGAGGUAGUCUGCCCAUUAUCAUCCAUUGAAAUCGGUGACAUCUCCAAGGAGGCACUUUCUAUUAGCAAGGAAAUACAGCCACGUAGUUUAAAGAUUCGUGCUCAAGGACGUGGCGAGUUGUUGAUUUCACUGUGCUGGCAACCGGCUGCUGGUCGUUUGACUGUUGUCCUAUUGAAGGCCCGCAAUUUGCCCCGCAUGGACGUGACCGGUUUAGCCGAUCCAUACGUUAAGAUCUAUUUGUUGUAUAAUGGACAACGCAUUGCGAAGAAGAAGACUCACGUCAAGAAGCGCACACUUAGUCCAGUAUUUAAUGAAAGUUUCGCGUUCGACAUACCUGCUGCAGAGGGUAUCGGCGCCACACUCGACGGUGUUUCACUGGAGUUGAUGCUUUUGGACUGGGAUCGGGUUACCAAGAAUGAGGUAAUUGGUCGUUUGGAACUAGGCGGUCCAAACUCUGGUGGCACAGCGCUGAACCAUUGGAAUGAAGUGUGUAAUUCACCACGAAGACAAAUUGCCGAAUGGCACAAGCUCAACGAGUAAGAUAACAACAAUAAGUUACAGUAAAACAAUGAAAAGUGAAGGAAAAAUAGACGAAAACUAUUUUCGGCUAGAAAUGUAUUUCUGUUGUGGGCACAGAUUUUGUACUGAAAAUAUAAAACCUGCUAAAUUAUGUUCAAGUAAUGCAAAACCACUUACGCAUACAUGCAUACAUAUGUAUGUACGUGUAAUCAUACCACACACAAUACAGAUAUAAGCAAAUACAUAUAUGCAUGUUUAUAUGCUAAACGCGUACAAAAGAGUUUGAACCAAAUGAAAUUCAUAAUUCCACUUACUAAUGAAAGCGCAAGUUUGCAAAACUUAUAAAUCAGCUUUCGAUUAUAAAACUGCAAUAGCAUGCUCACCUAUAACUGUAAUAUAAGCAUAAAACCUGUAUGUACGUAUUAGCAACGCAGUUCCAAACAGGGAAAGAUCACAGAAACACACACACACACACACAAUCAAAUGUUGAAUUUAUAAAAAAACUUACUCUUACAUACUUACUUUUAAAAUAAUUUGAUAAAAUUGAAGUGAGACGCAAUUAAAGUAGUAGUGUGUGGAUUUGUUAGCAAAGGAUUUCAAUUAGUAGACAAAUUUUAUGUAAUAUUACGGUAAUAUUUAGAUGAAGGGCAUUCUUUUGGAUAACUGCGUGUUUUUGCUAUUUUUUAAAAACUUUUGUUUUCGCGCUUCGCCUUUAAUUUAAGCUAAAAAAUUACCACAAACACUUCAAAGGCGCUUAAUUUUCAUACAAUAAUGUGCUUUGUAAGAAAAAUAAGAAAAGUUUGUUUAACUUAAUUUAAAGCCUUUUCACUGCUCAACAAGUAAGAUUUUCUUUGUAUAAAUUUGAUAUUUUUAUUUGAAUAUUAAGAGUUUCGCAAAGAAAACACCAAAUUAUAUUCAAAAUAUGUAAAAUAUGUUUGUGUAAAAAAUAGUUGUAUGAAUAUUUAGCAGACUGUAAGAAAUUAUUUGUAAAAUAUAAUACUCAAUUAUAUAAUUACGCAGAACGGAGGCGCGAAAUUGCUACGCAGUUGCGGUUACAAAACAGUUUUCGUGCUUUUUCAACACAUAAAUUUAUUUUUGAAAGACUUAAGUAGAGAGCUGGCUUCAAAGUCUACAAAAUAGCAAUCUUUUGGCAGGGAAAGAAAUAACUGAUUAAAGCGAAAUUUCUAUAGUUUAUAGCUAUAUAUUUAGAAAUCAUCCGAAAAUUUUUUGGAUACGAGAUCUUUGAUAUUCUGCAAUUGCUCGAUGCAUCCUGCAUAUGCAUUUAUCAGACGGCGGUCAGGAUGCAGGUCGCAAUUUCUAACGGAAACGAAAAAUUCAAAGAGCUCCAUAUUUGUUAAUAACUUAUAAUAAACUAAGAAAAUUCCAAAAAAAAGUGUAACAUCCCACACUUAUUUAAAAAUUGAUAGAACCAUGGUUAAAAAUAUGC